UCCCAAUCAUGGAGGUUCUUAAUCCAACUCACUCACCACAAACAAUCACUCAAUCACUCAAUCAAUUCCUCAAUUCCUUCAUAAACAAUCCACUCAAUCCAAACCAAAUCACACUUCAAAAUGGGCUCCCUUCCUGAGAAAGACUUCCCCGAAGUCCACCGUUUCAUCACGACCCACAAGGAAGAUGGAACCCCCACCUUCGAGACCAAGAUCCCCGAACCAAUCGAAUGGGAGCGCACCAACAUUGGCGUCGAUUUCUUCCUCGCCUACACCCUCGGGAGCUUUCCCGCUCCCCUCAGCCACGAUGCUGACUUGAACCAAUACAAAGAGCAUCUCGUCAACCACCCUCCCUUCAUGAUUCCGGGUGGUGCAGUCGUGCGCUACGUCGACUACCACCCGGGCUGUGAGCCCAUGUGGCAUCGCACUGUGACCGUUGACUUCGGAGUCGUCAUUGAGGGCGAGCUGGAGCUGGAGGUCGAGGGCGGCGAGAAGCGAUUGAUGAAGAGGGGUGAUGUUGCCGUGCAGAGAGGUACCAACCACUGCUGGCGCAACCCCAGCAAGACCCAGUUUGCGCGCGCCUUGUAUAUUGCCAUGGAUGCCAAGCCGGUCAUCGUCAAUGGCCAAGCGUUGGGCGAGUCAUUGGGCGAGGUUAAGCACUGA
This is a messenger RNA of Aspergillus caelatus, 660 nucleotides long. Its product is annotated as cupin domain-containing protein. Lineage: Eukaryota; Fungi; Ascomycota; Eurotiomycetes; Eurotiales; Aspergillaceae. Bases 121 to 660 code for a protein of 179 amino acids. The record is from RefSeq and is a predicted model, not a curated record. The transcript has a single exon.